GCAGGUGUCUGAGCACAGGGCAGGUGUAGGAGCACAGUGCGGAGUCAGCAGCAUUUCCUCUUUCAGCUGCACAUCUCACAGGUACAAUCGGAUUAUUCUUACCGGGUUUGAACUGAGUUCUGGGUUCUUUUCCCUCAGCUGCUGCUGGUGUCAGUAAAGUGGUGCUGGGAGUCUGGAGCUUCACCUGAACAGCUACAGGCAGACAUGGAGGAAAUGACGAUAUGGGAGCAGCACACGGUGACGCUGAACAAAGAUCCCAAGAUGGGUUUUGGUUUUGCUAUCUCAGGUGGGAGAGACAAACCAAACCCAGGAAGCGGGGGCACAGCUGUGAUCGUCUCUGAUGUGAUACCCAGUGGCCCAGCGAUGGGGAGAUUACAGACCCGGGAUCAGAUAGUGAUGGUGAAUGGGAUUUCAGUGGAGAACUCCACGUCUCAGAACACCAUUCAGCAUCUCAAGCGCUGCGGCAAAACUGCUAACAUUACAGUGAAGAGGCCUCGCACAGUCCAGGUCCCAGUGAGUGGUAGACCUACACGAGCUUCCUCACAGUCAAACCUGCUGGAUGAUGGAUACGAGCGGAAACCUCGGUACGGGUCAGACUCUGGGUACGGACGCCGUCCUCGAAGUACCACACCUGAACGCAACGGCCACGACCUGCCACUCAUGUCUGGCUUCAAGAGACUUCCCAGUCAGGACAGUGCAGAAAAACCCAUCAGAGCCACACUAGUGAAGCUCAAGCCAACAGACGAGUAUGGGAUGAAGUUGGGCAGUCAGAUCUUUAUCAAGCACAUGACCCCCACUGGGCUGGCUGCGAAAGAAGGCACACUACAGGAAGGAGAUCUUGUUCUCAAGAUUAAUGGAAUGACUACAGAAAACCUCUCCCUGCUGGAGACCAAGCACCUGGUGGAGAAAUCAAAAGGAAAACUCACCAUGGUGGUUCUGAGAGACAACAGGAAGUUCUUGGUCAGUAUCCCUGAGGUGGAGGACAGUCCUCAGCACAGCACGGCGGAGAGGAGCGGCGGCAGCAGUUCAGAGCUGGAGGAAAUUUCUGAUCUGGACACGGACAGCCCUGUUAGGAGUCGAACAUCUCGUCCACCGACUCGAGAACGUCGCACUCGCAGAAACCGUGCUGAGGUUCCUCCAUCCUCAAAAGCUCGUGAUUCACCUCAACUGCGCUCCAACAAGACGCAGCCCAUCUCCUACGCAAUGCCACGACGCAGAGUCUCGUCUGAGUCCGAAUCAGACCACAGCAAAUCUCCUCCUCCUUCGUCUAAACACAACAGCCUUGACAGCAGAGACCGGUACAGAGUGCUUUCUGGAGUCUCUGCACUGCCCAAUCCUCGAGCUUCUCCUGUUAAUUUAAACUGGAACGCUCCUCGCACCUCCCACUCGUUACCUCGGCCACAAAAAGUUGUUUCAGAGUCGGAUUCGGACCACAGUGCAUCUCCAACCCCAAGACGUGAGAGUCCCAGGACUGAUGUUCAGACCAGAUACAAGGUUCUCCCUGAUCUUCCCCAAGCCGGCUUGAAGUCAUCAUCUCGCAGCCGUUCCCUGGACCUCCUGAGCCAUGGCUCCUCCCCUUACAGACCCCCACCACGAGAUGUGUCCGAGUCCGAGUCAGAUGAAAGUUCAGGAACAGCUCUCAGACAGGGAACCUUGUCCAGCCAGGACUCACGCAACAGAUACAGCAGGGCCACGCCCGAGAUAUCACUAGCUCCCAUGGUCACGUCCCCGAAAUGGUCAAAACCUUCUACGCCCAUCAGGAGAGGUCCGUCGGAGUCGGAGUCAGAUGCAAGUUAUCCAGUGGUUCCCAGUCCAGAUGUCACAAAUCCACACGAAGCUGUUACUCCAACUCAAGUGCCAUCAGUUCAAAGCAGACCAGAGCAUCGUUACAGAGCCUCCUCACCUCCCAGACCUUCUCCUGACGUCCCUCUGUCUGAGAGAACACCUUCUCCACCCUGGAGAUCAGGCAGCACUGAUCACGACAGCAAUCACAGUCUGCCGGAGGCCGACAACAUGCUUCGAUCUGAUCCAUCAGGAUUCAUCUCCAGAAACCACACCAGGCUGAAGGCCAAGCCUGUAGAAGAACCUCUCUACUCGCUCCCACCUGAUGCAGGAUCUACACCUGCUCUAGGCUACAGCUCAGACCAGAAGAUGGUGGGGUUUGUGAAGGAGGGCAGUCUGGGUCUCCGGCUUGUAGGUGGCAAUGAUGUGGGCAUUUUUGUCGGAGGCCUCCAGCCUAACAGCCCUGCUCAGAAUGAGGGCAUGAGAGAGGGGGAUCAGAUUCUGCAGGUCAAUGGGGUUGACUUUAAUCACUUCACCAGAGAAGAGGCCGCCAUGUUUCUGAUGAACAUUCGCUCUGGAGGACGCAUUGAGAUGCUCACACAGAAUAAAAUGGACAUUUAUAAGAAGAUCCUGAAGUCCAACCUGGGCGACUCCUUUUACAUCCGCACCCACUUUGACCAUGAGCCAGAUGAGACCCACGGUCUGCGCUUCACUCGAGGAGAGGUUUUCCGUGUGGUGGACACGAUGCAUCGUGGGAAACUGGGAACUUGGUUAGCUGUUCGGAUGGGAACCAACCUCUAUGAGCUGGACAAGGGCACUAUUCCCAACCAGACCAGAGCUGAAAGUCUAGCCCUUGCCGAGCAGACUCAGAGGAUCCAGAUGGCAGAACGCCAGGCUUCAGCUCCCAGAGCAGAGUUUUGGAAACUGCGAGGUCUCAGAGGGGCCAAGAAGCCUGUCAGAAGAACACGAGACGACCUUCUUCAACUGACCAUUCAGGGCCGAUUUCCAGCAUAUGAGAAGGUUGUGCUGAAGGAAGCUAAUUUUAAACGCCCGAUUGUCAUCACGGGUCCCCUAAACGACAUCGCAAAUGAGAAACUAGCCAAAGAAAUGCCUAAUGAUUUUGAGGUGGCAGAAAUGGUGCCCAGGAAUGGAGGAGACGCACCGUCUGUCAUUAAACUAGACACAGUGAAAACAAUCGCAGAAAAGGAAAAGCACCCUCUAUUGGACAUCACACCCACUGCAGUGGAAAGACUCAGUUACAUCCAGUAUCACCCCAUAGUUCUGUUCCUGGAGCCACACAGCCGCAAAGACGUGAAGACGAUGAGACAGAGAUAUGAUCCCAACUCUAAGAAAAGCUCUCGCAAACUCUACAGUCAGGCCAUGAAGCUCAAGAAACAAUACAGCCACCUUUUUGCAGCACACAUUGAUCUUCAGCCCACCUCUAAUGUGUGGUAUGAAAUUCUUAAAGAAAAGAUCCGGCAGCAGCAGUCGAAACCUGUCUGGGUCUCAGAAGUGACGUUGGAGGGAGGUGUCAAUGAGGACCUGGACGUGUUCAACCGUAAUGAUACCUCCGACUACCUCAGUGGUGCCAGCGAUUAUGAGGACACAGACGGUGAGCCCUACACUGACGGCGAGACCUACACAGACAAUGAGGACCUGGAGGAGCCGGUUCUCAGCCAACCGGACACGAAGUGGCGUCGGACCUCUGCGUUGGCUCGCUCCUCAGAACCAGCUGCACAGCAGACACCUAGCCCUGAGCCUGGGCCCUAUUAUGAAGAGGAGGAGGACCCUGACUAUACUCUACCCCCUCAACACGCCCCUCCUAUUCGCUAUAACCCUGAACCCCAAGCCUCUCAGCUGGACAAUGCAACACGCAGUUUCACAGAUUCGGACUUCAGUGGCGAGCCCGACCACCCCAGCACACCCGGCUCUGAAGGACCUCCAGAAUUCAGAGCUCCAGAUCCCACAUCGCUCCCUCGCGAGAGCCCACCACCCGUCACUCUGUCCGUCAUAGAGCAGAAACUAGAACAGACUCGCAUGGAAGACCAACCCAAAACUCCUUUAGUUGUUUUGGCACAUCAUGAAGCAAUGUUGAUGCGAAGAACUCAGAUCAGAGGCAGCGACAGUUCAGAGAACAGCGAUGAGUAUAACAAUGAUGGAGAUGAAUCCGAUGACACGGAAUGGGGCCCUGCCACAGAGCUCUAAUACACACACACACACACACACACACACACACACACACACACACACACACUUGUCUUAAAAAAACACAUGGACUUGUCACUGGAGUUUCCUCAUGAACCUGUUCAGAACACUGUUACCGCUGCACUGUAUUGCAAUCACUGGGGUUUUUUCAGCCCCUGUACUGCUGGACGUCUCGCGUCCGAUGUAUAUUUUACCUGCUGUAUAACAUUACAGCCAUGUCUGCUUUUAAAAAAUGUGAAUUCUUUUAAAAAUAAAUGGAUUAAACGACA
Messenger RNA from Silurus meridionalis, 4256 nucleotides. It is a transcript of the gene tjp3, whose product is annotated as tight junction protein 3. Gene Ontology annotation, molecular function: cell adhesion molecule binding. Gene Ontology annotation, biological process: protein localization to cell-cell junction; cell-cell junction organization; positive regulation of blood-brain barrier permeability. Gene Ontology annotation, cellular component: bicellular tight junction; plasma membrane. The transcript has 31 exons. The record is from RefSeq and is a predicted model, not a curated record. Lineage: Eukaryota; Metazoa; Chordata; Actinopteri; Siluriformes; Siluridae. Bases 205 to 3987 code for a protein of 1260 amino acids.